Molecule: messenger RNA, 355 nt
Organism: Drosophila melanogaster (fruit fly)
Lineage: Eukaryota; Metazoa; Arthropoda; Insecta; Diptera; Drosophilidae
Exons: 1
Coding region: 38-319 (93 amino acids)
Source: RefSeq, marked reviewed
AAUUAUUAACUGCUGGAUCAUUUAGAGAAUAUCAACGAUGAAGUACUUUGUGAUCUGUGUUUUGGCUGCAAUCGUUCUUUUCCAGUCCGCAUCGGGAUUCAAGCGGCGAGUGAUCUAUGUGGUACCAGCACCCACAACGAGUACAACGACCACAACAACAACAACAACGGCGGCACCAUCGAGCUCCGCCACGACGACCACCAACGCUCCUGAGGUGGUUUACCAGGUGGUCUACUGUUCCUGGAAGAACAACUGGUGUCGUCCCGUCUCGAACACCGUGAGAAAUUGCAAGUGGGGCUUCUGCAAGUUCAAUGGAUAAAAGUCAAUAAAAACAAGCUUUGAUAAUGUUUAGCAC